AAUCUUUUGUGUGAAUGUAAUCGAAAGCAGUAUGAUUCAAUGGAAUUGAAGCUAUGUCAAUCCUCUCAUCCAUUGCCCUGUAAAUCCUCUUCAUUUAGAGCUAACUCCACAUACAAGCACUUCAGUUUACUUCCUAAGAGGUGUAAAUAUCAUAUUCAGGAGCUUUUCUCAAAUGGUCAACAAUGGAACAGUUCCAUUCAAUUCUCGGUUCAUGUGGUGAAAGAGGAUGAAACAUUGACUUCACUUUCAAAGUUAUAUGGAGUGCCUAUUUAUGAAAUUGCUGCUGCUAAUAAGGAAAUUAUUGAUAUUAACCUUGUUUUUGAAGGGCAACAUCUCAACAUCCCUUCCUAUGUUACACCUUACUCCCAAACGAAUCAACGAGAGAAGAUUAGAUUACCUAAAAUUGAUGUGUCUGAAACAAGCCAACGCUUCAAACUCUGUGGCAACGAUAUCAACCAGAAGAUGUUAUAUGUGCUUUCAUGCCGUCAUUUACCAUAUGCUAAAACCAGUGGUUAUUUUCUAGUUCUGGUUCCUCUGAUAGGCUUUUGCAUCAGAUGCAUAAUGAAUGCCUUUCACCAUAGAGUUGCUAGAAAUAAAUUGCAAGAUGUUCGUCAGGCAUCUGGAAGCAUGAGAUGGAAAUUAGCUCUUCGUGAUUUGAGCGAUCCAGAUGCAUUAUAUUCUGAUUCAAGACCUGAAAUUGAGAAUGUCACCGAUGAUAGAGAACAUCUCCAAUCUGAAGAGCUUUCUCGUGCUUAUGCAAAACUGGACGGCGAUUAUCAGAAGUUCCUAUCGGAAUGUGGGAUGAGUAAAUGGGGCUACUGGCGUGGUGGUACAGAUGAAUAAGAAUUCUGGAGUAUGACUGUUGCUUUACAAAUUACAAUUUCUCUCCAUUUAUUGAUCAAUGCAUAUAAAGCAGGUUUAUGGUGAAUGUACAUAGUACAGGCUCAGUUUAUCAAAUAGUAUUGCCUAGAUGAAAUCAUUGAA
Messenger RNA from Solanum verrucosum, 984 nucleotides. RefSeq lists its product as uncharacterized. The record is from RefSeq and is a predicted model, not a curated record. NCBI's taxonomy places the organism in Eukaryota, Viridiplantae, Streptophyta, Magnoliopsida, Solanales, Solanaceae. Bases 40 to 843 code for a protein of 267 amino acids. The transcript is spliced from 6 exons.